GUCGGGCCAACGUCCUGGCGACUGAAUUGGUCGAGUCUGGAAAAAGUCUGCCCUGUGAAGGAGUUGUUGAUUGCUGGAGCUCGAUGGAAUACCUGGCCUACACAUUACUACCGCGUUCAUGCAGGGAUACUGUGUCACACAGUCGUGCCGCAGUACAAUGUCCACGCGAUGUAUAUUCUGGAGAAUUCUACGUACAACCGGACAUCAGCAAGUUGUUCCGGUCAGACCAUUGCCUUCCAUGGAAACUUCUAUCACGGUAGUUUUGGUUAUUACGCAAUCUAUGCAGAGACACAAGGAGCAUAUUGUAUGCAGGACGGCACAGCCUACCUUACCGUAAGCGGACUAGGCAAGUACGACAUCAAUGGACUGCGACUCGCUCAAGACAGAGGUGACGUGGAGUACAGGAUGUCCUACUGGUACAUCUUUACUGGAACGUCCUUCACCCUCGUCAGGAUACCGACGCUACGGAGAAGCUUCGUCUCUUGUAGGCGAUUCGCAAAACACUGCGAUCAAAUGGCCGAGCCAAUUCGAAUACAGGAAGCCAUCGUU
Phytophthora sojae is the source of this 549-nucleotide messenger RNA. RefSeq lists its product as hypothetical. NCBI's taxonomy places the organism in Eukaryota, Oomycota, Peronosporomycetes, Peronosporales, Peronosporaceae. The record is from RefSeq and is a predicted model, not a curated record. The transcript has a single exon. The annotation marks the transcript as partial.